Molecule: messenger RNA, 426 nt
Organism: Bipolaris sorokiniana ND90Pr
Lineage: Eukaryota; Fungi; Ascomycota; Dothideomycetes; Pleosporales; Pleosporaceae
Exons: 2
Biological process (GO): transmembrane transport
Cellular component (GO): membrane
Molecular function (GO): ATPase-coupled transmembrane transporter activity; ATP binding; ATP hydrolysis activity
Source: RefSeq, a predicted model, not a curated record
CUAGCGUUGAAAGACAUACGGCUGGUUGUGGAGCCUGGCCAGCGUGUUGCUAUCUGUGGUCGUUCUAUUAGCGGGAAGUCGUCCCUGAUACUGCUUCUACUGGGCUUACUCGAGCCGUUACCAAGCACGAGCUCCAAUUCCAUCUUUAUUGAUGGACUCGAAGCACUUACUGUCAAACAAGCUGUGUUACCAGAACGUAUUAUCACUGUUUCUCAAGACCCUAUCUUUCUUCCACCCAGAACAUCAUGGCAGGAAAACCUAGAUCUACUCGGGACCUGGACGGCGACAGAAAUACAUUCAGUUCUGGAAGACAUGAACCUUUGGCCUUUGGUCAAUAGUCAAGGCGGACUAGAAGCAGCUGUGAAACCUGGGGAACUCAGCCCGGAUCAGAAACAGCUAUUUAGCGUUGCUCGAGCGGCUUUGAGA